UCCUGCAAACCGGUCUGGUUCGAUGCACCGGCAAAACGGAGUAUAUGAUGAUCCUACCUUUUAGUAGUUGUCUUUGACUCGUGGCUGCAUGAAAUCAGUUACAUUAUUGUCGUUUUCAAAUUUUUUGGGAUAAAACUAUAAGUGACAAAAGUAAUUAAGACUACACGGAUAUUCUUCGUCAUUUAAGUACAUUUAAUUGUCUCAAAUUUUAGAAUGUUUAUCCUUCAAUCAAUAGGUUUUUGGUUUCUGCUGACCUCACUAUGUAUCAAAUUCGUAACACCAUCAGUCCCCACUGGACAAUACUUCGUCCUCAAAAAUCCUCACUCAGGAUAUGUCCUAGACGCUAGUCAGGAAUGGGUGACCCUUCAACAGUUCACAGGGUUCACCACACAACACUGGAGACUCGAAGCUGCCACAGGUGGCCAGUUUUACAUAGUUAAUAAAUUCCAAGGAAAAGUUCUGGAUCUUGAUUACAGAUAUCCGAUUAAAAAUAGUUGGGUUGUGGUGAGCAACAAAAUUGAUGAUUGCAAAAACGAAUGUUCUCCAAUAAAUAUGAAAACGAAGGCGUCCAUGAAUAUAGGGGCUUGUCAGAAGUGGUACGUGCAUUACGGGGGCUUUAUCGUUAAUUCCUGUGGAAAAUAUGCUGUAGAAAUCAGAAAAGACAAUUACACGGCAGGUGUGUAUUUGGAAACUUGGGAUUUAAGUGAAAAGGACAACCAGAAGUUCACUUUCUUAUAUGUAUGAAGUUUUCGUUUAUUUAAAUUUCUGCUCACAGAAAUGCUCUACUUAUUUUGCUUUUAUCUACUACUUAAUUCUCAAAAAAAAAAAAAAAACGAAAAAGGUAUCAAUAAGCGUAAUCUAGUAUUUACUCAAAGACAGGUUAACUGGAUUAAUUUGUGUUGUGGGAUGUAAUUUUCUUAGAAUAUUUGUCUGUUGUGUGCAAUAUAAAUAAACAUAAAA
Molecule: messenger RNA, 960 nt
Organism: Zophobas morio
Lineage: Eukaryota; Metazoa; Arthropoda; Insecta; Coleoptera; Tenebrionidae
Exons: 3
Coding region: 214-744 (176 amino acids)
Source: RefSeq, a predicted model, not a curated record